Molecule: messenger RNA, 666 nt
Organism: Microthlaspi erraticum
Lineage: Eukaryota; Viridiplantae; Streptophyta; Magnoliopsida; Brassicales; Brassicaceae
Source: the annotation of a GenBank genome assembly
AUGGCUUCACCAACUCCAACUCUCUUCCUCCUCCUCGGCCUCGCCGUCUUCUCCUUCUUCAUCACAUCCUCCGCAGAUCCCGACAUGCUCCAAGACCUCUGCGUAGCUGAUCUCUCCUCCGGAAUCAAAGUCAAUGGCUUCCCUUGCAAAGACGCAGCUUCAGUCUCAUCUUCAGAUUUCUUCUCACAAGGAUUAGCCAAUCCAGGUCUCACGAACAACACAUUCGGUGCCUUAGUCACAGGAGCUAACGUAAUGACGAUCCCAGGGCUCAACACACUCGGCGUCUCUCUCUCUCGCAUCGAUUACGCACCUGGAGGCUUGAACCCACCUCACACGCACCCACGUGCCACCGAAGUCGUCUUCGUCCUCGAAGGAACACUCGACGUUGGGUUUCUCACAACCGCCAAUAAGCUCAUCUCUCAGUCUCUCAAGAAAGGAGACGUCUUUGCUUUCCCUAAAGGACUUGUCCAUUUCCAGAAGAACAACGGUCGUGUUCCUGCUUCUGUCAUCGCUGCUUUCAACAGUCAGCUUCCUGGGACUCAGUCUCUUGGUGCUACUCUGUUCGGCUCUACGCCUCCUGUUCCUGACAACAUCUUGGCUCAAGCCUUUCAGACAUCUCCAGGAACUGUCAAACACAUCAAAACCAAGUUCCAACCCAAGAAAUGA